Molecule: messenger RNA, 384 nt
Organism: Carcharodon carcharias (great white shark)
Lineage: Eukaryota; Metazoa; Chordata; Chondrichthyes; Lamniformes; Lamnidae
Product: 40S ribosomal protein S15-like
Exons: 1
Coding region: 16-384 (122 amino acids)
Biological process (GO): ribosomal small subunit assembly; translation
Cellular component (GO): ribosome; cytosolic small ribosomal subunit
Molecular function (GO): structural constituent of ribosome
Source: RefSeq, a predicted model, not a curated record
AAUCAGUUCCUCGAUAUGUCUUAUGGACAGCUGAUGCAGUUGUAUUGUGCCCGUCAGCGUAGGCAUGUGGACCUUCGCCGCAAACAGCAGUCCCUCCUGAAAAGGCUGCGCAAGGCCAAACAGGAAGCCCUUCCAAUGGAGGUUGUCAAUACUCAUCUUCGGGAUAUGGUUAUCCUCCCAGAGAUGGUCGACAGCAUGGUUGGUGUGUACAAUAGAAAAACCUUUAACCAGGUUGAAAUCAAGCCUGAAACGAUUAGCCAUUAUCUUGGAGAGUUCUCCAUCACCUACAAGCCUGUGAAGCAUUUUACACCUGGUAUUGGUGCCACUCACUCCUCUAGGUUCAGCCCUCUGAAGUUAACAGUUUAUGAUGGAAAUAUUGUGUAA